CGCAGACCAGGAAAAAGAUCAAGGAUCUAUCUUGUUGGACAAAGACGGAAAGAGAAAACACACGAGACCCACGUUCUCCGGCCAGCAGAUCUUCGCCCUGGAGAAGACUUUUGAGCAAACGAAGUACUUGGCGGGGCCCGAGAGAGCGCGCUUGGCCUAUUCGCUGGGCAUGACUGAGAGUCAGGUCAAGGUCUGGUUCCAGAACCGCAGGACCAAGUGGAGGAAGAAACACGCGGCCGAGAUGGCCACGGCCAAGAAGAAGCAGGACUCGGAGACCGAGCGGCUCAAGGGCGCCUCGGAGAACGAGGAGGAGGACGACGACUAUAACAAGCCCCUGGACCCCAACUCCGACGACGAGAAGAUCACGCAGCUGCUGAAGAAGCACAAGCCGGGCGGCGGGCUCCUGCUGCACGCGUCCGAGGCCGAGGGCGCGUCCUGAGCGCGGACCGGGCUGCGCAGAUGUACAUAUCUAUUUUUCUAACCCAGAAGUGUGGCGGGAGGAGGGGACCGGAGCGAGACUCGGGGUGGACCAGGAGGCCGCGGCCACGCGGUGCACUGCUGUAAGGACGCAGCCGGGGUCCCCACACGCGUCCGCGAGCGCCCGGCUCUCCGUCCCCUGCGGGGAAGGGAGAACCCCACGGCGGGGGGGCCCUCGAGCCACGCGUGCAACCCCCCGAUGGGACAGGGACGUUGCCCCAGCUCGCUGCUGUGCGACUAGAGCGACCUGUUGAAGGCCCUGUAAAUAAAUCGUGAGUCACACUGACUAGAAGUUACUUUAUUGUGAAUAUUUAAAAUGUAAAAUGCUUUUUUGGAAUUUGGUAUAAAAAGAUGGAUCUCCUUCCUUCCAAGCCCUCCUUUCGAAGACCUAUCCACACGACCACUUCCUUUUAUUUGAAAUUUAAUUCGGGAAUUGCAGGAAUGUGCUUACCGUCCCCAACCCCCUCCAUUCGCUCCUCUCCGUUUGGAGUUGCUGAGCCUCAGUUUCCCUUUUUGCCUCCUGGUUCCGCCCUACCCCCUGCCCCCGGGGCCCCCGCCCUGAGGACUCGAAGCAGAAGAUGUGGGAACCGGGGAAUCUCACAUCUGCCCCUCUGGUCCCCUCUGAAAUUGCACAGUCGUUUGUUGCUAUUUAUUAGUGAUUUAAAGAAAGGAUUGGGGAGGGAGGGGCCACAUAGCUCGUGUUUAACUCCUUUCUGAUAAAAAUGCGUGUUAAAGUAGAUGGUGGGGAUUGUUACAGCCGCUCCGGGUGAGAACAUAAAAAUCCAUUUAGUUGCUGUAAUUGAAUUUGAAGUGUUUUGUAUCAUAAGAAUACUAUAGAGUAUGUAAAUUGUUUUCUUUUUUAAGCUAAUAACGGUGAUAUAUUAGCAUCUUUAACCUUUAUUAAUUUAUAUAAGGAAUUUGGUUUGUAAAGAGAAGAAAUCCCCUUUGCAAGACCAGUUAAAUGUAAUGCACUUUCUGUUUCAAAGGAUAAAUCAAAUUAAACAGUUUGAAGACGUCUGUUGCCUUGAGUGAAAGGGUACAGAUCACCUGAUCUCAUCCGAGAUCUCAAAUAAUAAAAGAAAACC
Molecule: messenger RNA, 1562 nt
Organism: Fukomys damarensis (Damara mole-rat)
Lineage: Eukaryota; Metazoa; Chordata; Mammalia; Rodentia; Bathyergidae
Gene: Nkx6-1
Product: NK6 homeobox 1
Exons: 3
Coding region: 170-439 (89 amino acids)
Molecular function (GO): DNA binding
Source: RefSeq, a predicted model, not a curated record